Messenger RNA from Canariomyces notabilis, 2229 nucleotides. RefSeq names its product glycoside hydrolase family 37 protein. Gene Ontology annotation, biological process: trehalose catabolic process. Gene Ontology annotation, cellular component: cytoplasm. The record is from RefSeq and is a predicted model, not a curated record. NCBI's taxonomy places the organism in Eukaryota, Fungi, Ascomycota, Sordariomycetes, Sordariales, Chaetomiaceae. The transcript is spliced from 5 exons. Gene Ontology annotation, molecular function: calcium ion binding; alpha,alpha-trehalase activity. Bases 1 to 2229 code for a protein of 742 amino acids.
AUGGGCGGUCCAGCACCUCCGGGUCCUCCGCGGACUCGAGGGUCGGUUGACGAUCACGGUGUUUAUGACGAUGCGAGAACCUACUAUACCGCCGAAGAGCGCCAUCUCAACACGCGCGCUGGUCCAAGAACCCGCACCUACUCGCAGAACAGUUUGUUCAAGCAGAUGGAGCGGCUGGGUUUACAGGAGCCCUACCGGCGAGGAAGUCAUGACGAGAGCACGAUCCCCCACUCCCGCCGAUUCCUAAUCCAGGUCGAACCCACCCUCCAAAGCCUCCUCGCUCAGGAGGAUCCAGACAAAAACAUGCAGAUUACAAUCGAGGACAAUGGACCAAAGGUUCUCACUCUACGCACGGCAGCGUCCAAUGGUCACAACCGCUUCGAUAUCCGGGGCACUUACAUGCUUUCCAACCUUCUCCAAGAGCUAUCACUGGCUAAGGAAUACGGUCGCAAGCAAAUCAUCUUGGACGAGGCAAGAUUAAAUGAGAAUCCUGUCAACCGGCUGUCGCGGAUGAUUCGAGACCACUUCUGGGAGGGCCUCACACGGCGAAUUGACGCUUCCAGCAUCGAAGUUGCUGCUCGGGAUCCCAAAGAUUGGACCGAUGACCCGCGGCCACGUAUUUACGUUCCUAGUGGCGCCCCUGAACAGUAUGAAUAUUACAAGAAAUUGGCCGAGGAGCGACCCGAGAUUCGGUUGGACGUACAGCUACUCCCCGAGAAAAUCACUCCUGAGCUCGUUCGGGAUAUGAACGCCAAACCCGGUCUUUUGGCAGUCGACAUGGAGGAAACGACGGAUCCCAAGACGGGAAAGAAGACGCUGAGAGGUCGGCCAUUCGUCGUCCCGGGAGGGCGUUUCAAUGAGUUGUAUGGGUGGGACAGUUACAUGGAAUCCCUUGGAUUGCUAGUCCAUGACAAGGUCGAUCUUGCCAAGUCGAUGGUGCUCAACUUCUGCUUCUGCAUCAAGCACUAUGGCAAAAUCCUGAACGCCACGCGGUCGUACUACCUCCUUCGGUCGCAGCCCCCAUUUCUCACAGACAUGGCCCUCAGGGUGUACGACAAGAUAAAGCACGAACCGGGCGCUGUCGAUUUCCUCCGGACCGCGAUUCUAGCGGCCAUCAAAGAGUACCACAGCGUGUGGAUGGCCGAGCCGCGGCUUGAUCGGGUGACCGGGCUGUCGCGGUACCGUCCUGAAGGACUUGGCGUCCCGCCCGAGACAGAGGCCGGACACUUCGUCCACAUUUUGGAGCCCUACGUGAAGAAGUACGGCAUCACGUUUGAUGAGUUCGUCGACGCUUAUAACCACGGUCGAAUUAAAGAACCCGCACUGGACGAGUAUUUCAUGCACGACCGGGCGGUGCGUGAGUCGGGUCACGACACGACGUACCGCUUCGAGGGCAUCUGCGCUAAUCUGGCUACCAUCGACCUCAACUCGCUGCUCUUCAAGUAUGAGACAGACAUUUCGCGCAUCAUCCGCAGCGUGUUCGGGGACAAGCUGGUGAUUCCGGAAGAGUACUGCACUGGCACAUCGCUGCAGCCCGGCCAUGUUGAGACGUCGGCCAUCUGGGACCGCCGCGCAAAACGCCGCAAGCUGGCCAUCGACAAGUACCUCUGGAAUGAGGAGGAAGGCAUGUACUUUGACUAUGACACGGUCAAGCGAGAGCAGUGUACGUAUGAGAGCGCCACGACCUUUUGGGCCCUCUGGGCUGGAGUUAGUAGCCCCAAGCAAGCGGCGGCCAUGGUCACCAAGGCCCUGCCGCGGUUCGAGGCGUUUGGCGGCUUGUUGUCGGGAACCAAGGAGAGCAGAGGCGAAAUUGGCCUGGAGCGGCCCAACCGCCAGUGGGAUUACCCUUACGGUUGGGCGCCGCAGCAGAUGCUGGCCUGGACAGGCCUGUAUCGGUACAGCUUUACCGAGGAGGCGGAGCGACUGGCCUACAAGUGGCUCUUUAUGAUCACCAAGGCGUUCGUUGAUUUCAACGGGGUGGUUGUCGAGAAGUAUGAUGUCACGAGGCCGAUCGAUCCGCACAGGGUCGAUGCUGAGUAUGGCAACCAGGGAUUGGACUUCAAGGGCGUUGCUAAGGAGGGAUUUGGUUGGGUCAACGCCAGCUACAUUUACGGCUUGCAGAUUGUUAAUGCCCAUAUGCGCCGGGCGCUGGGUACGUUGACCCCUUACGAGACUUUUGUCAAGGCGGUUGAGGAGAACCGGGCGAAGGCUCUGGCGGAGCUGGAGUGA